AAGACGUGGAACGAUGAAUGACUAAAAUUGGAUGUUUGGAAGUGCUCAGUCAAGUUGACAUUCAAGAAGCUAUACGGCCUUUAUUACCGACAUACUCAAACAAUAAUCAAAAUCGGUCUGAAUUCGCCGGUGUCGGUUUUAGCAUUAGCGUCAGAUCUACGACGAAGAUGCACCGGAAAUGUGGAAGGAGGUUCGAGAUAGAGAAGCGGGUAAACUCCGCCCUUAUUCUUUCGCCAAUCGCAUUAGAUCCAAUCGUGUCGCUUCUCUCCAGCUCUCCAACUACAAAGAGAUCAUCUCAUCCCACUCUGGCGCCAUUAAUACCCUUCAGGUUGAUUUGACAGAGGGAAGGUAUCUGUUAUCUGGAGCAGCUGAUGGAUCAGCUGCUGUUUACGAUGUCCAAUGUUCUACUGAUUAUGAGGGAGGUGGCCUUAUUGCAAAGCACAAGUGCAUACUGUUUGUUGACAAGCAACAUGAGCAUGGCCAUCAAUAUGCUGUAUCCUCAGCCAUUUGGUACCCUGUCGACACGGGGUUAUUCAUCACAGGUUCAUUUGAUCACCAUAUUAAUGUAUGGGAUACAAAUUCUAUGCAGGUGGUAGCGAAUUUUAAAAUGCCCGGAAAGGUUUAUAGGACAGCUAUGUCGUCAAUAGCUACUUCUCACAUGCUGAUUGCAGCUGGAACUGAAGAUGUUCAAGUUCGUUUAUGUGAUAUUGCAUCGGGGGCAUUUACUCAUACAUUAUCUGGACACCGUGAUGGUGUAAUGACAGCAGAAUGGUCUGCUUCUAGUGAGUGGAUUUUGGUUACUGGGGGUUGUGACGGGGCAAUUCGUUUUUGGGACAUCAGGCGUGCAGGAUGUUUCCUUGUGUUAGAUCAGACCCAGACUCAACUUGGGAGACGCCCUCCCCUCCAUGACCAACCAUCCAUGAAAAGCUCAAUAUUGAAGUCCUCACUACCAGGCCAGUCUUCAUUCGGAAAAAACAAGACACUGCACAGGAAAACAGGUAAUGGUGCUCUUUCAAAACAGUUGCCGGCCCUUUGCAAGGUUCCAGGUCAAAUCAAGGGUUCAUCGAGGCAGAGAGUACAUCCAGGGAUGCUGUCUAGCCAUGAUCGUGCAACUGCUCACUAUGGUGCUGUUACUGGGCUCAAAGUAACUGAAGAUGGAAUGUACUUGUUGAGUGCAGGCUCUGAUUCAAGAUUAAGACUCUGGGAUAUUGAAUCUGGCCGUAACACAUUGGUGAAUUUUGAAACUGUCCGCCUACAAACCAGCAAGGCAAUACAGCUAGCAGUAACUCAGGAUUCGGACACCGUGUUUGUUCCGUGCAUGACAUCUGUCAAAGCAUUCGAUGUUUGGUCGGGUCAGACUUCCCUGACAUUUCGUGGCCACUAUGAAUAUGUGAACUGUUGCUCAUUUAAUUCACAAGAACAGGAAUUGUACACCGGUAGUAAUGACAGACAAAUUCUUGUCUGGUCGCCAAGGAAUUUGUUAGUUUCUGAAGUGGAUGAAUCGAGUAGGAAAGGGCAGAUAUUGACAUCUGACCAGGAUAAUUGGAGUGAUUGAUUACCAACUGCAUUUUAGGAACUUGUACAGUCAUUUGUAUCUCCCUUGGGGUUUUUCUCUGGCCUAUUUAUCAACUAUAAUGUAGUUAUUCAUUAGGGAGGUGAGGGGAAGCAAAAUAAAAAAAAAAAGCUGAUUGACCUCUGCCCUAAACUUUUGUAUGUAGCCUAACUAAUUUCCUAGUGAAUGUCAGU
Messenger RNA from Telopea speciosissima, 1746 nucleotides. RefSeq names its product WD repeat-containing protein ATCSA-1-like. Gene Ontology annotation, biological process: proteasome-mediated ubiquitin-dependent protein catabolic process; transcription-coupled nucleotide-excision repair; protein polyubiquitination. Lineage: Eukaryota; Viridiplantae; Streptophyta; Magnoliopsida; Proteales; Proteaceae. Gene Ontology annotation, cellular component: Cul4A-RING E3 ubiquitin ligase complex; nucleotide-excision repair complex. Bases 179 to 1555 code for a protein of 458 amino acids. The record is from RefSeq and is a predicted model, not a curated record. The transcript is spliced from 9 exons. Gene Ontology annotation, molecular function: protein binding.